This is a messenger RNA of Gossypium raimondii (Peruvian cotton), 528 nucleotides long. RefSeq names its product putative lipid-transfer protein DIR1. Lineage: Eukaryota; Viridiplantae; Streptophyta; Magnoliopsida; Malvales; Malvaceae. The record is from RefSeq and is a predicted model, not a curated record. The transcript has a single exon. Gene Ontology annotation, biological process: systemic acquired resistance. Bases 32 to 337 code for a protein of 101 amino acids. Gene Ontology annotation, molecular function: fatty acid binding.
CUGGGUAGCUUGCCACAUCAUAAAAAAAGUAAUGGAGAAAAUGAAGGGUCUGCAGGCACUUAUAUUGGCAAUGGUAAUGGUUAUGGCGAUCGCUACAACUGAUGCUCAAAGCAUUUGCAACAUGCCAGCUUCAGGUUUGAUGGCAUGCAAACCAGCAGUGACCCCCCCCAACCCUCCGCCGCCCACGUCAACUUGCUGCUCCGCCCUCUCCCACGCUGACAUGCGUUGCCUUUGCUCAUAUAAGAACUCCAAGCUCUUGCCUUCCCUUGGUAUUGACCCAAACCUUGCCAUGAAAUUGCCUAGCUUGUGCAAGCUUCCUCAUCCUGCAAAUUGUUAGUUCCUGGUUCUCCAUAUGUGAUCUCAAAUGUGAGGGAAAAUCAUGCUUAUUGUAAGCCUCUACUUCACAUAAUUGUACUGAGCUUCGGGUUUUCUUUUUCCUUUAUUUCUUUUUAUGUGUUGUGUUUCGAUUGGUAUCUUAUAGUCGUGUGAUUUCUCACCAAUAAUCAUAUAUUAGUAUUGUUUCCACCA